This is a messenger RNA of Amaranthus tricolor (Joseph's coat), 1861 nucleotides long. RefSeq names its product NAC domain-containing protein 71-like. The record is from RefSeq and is a predicted model, not a curated record. The coding region runs from base 148 to 1203 and encodes 351 amino acids. Gene Ontology annotation, molecular function: DNA binding. Gene Ontology annotation, biological process: regulation of DNA-templated transcription. The transcript is spliced from 4 exons. Lineage: Eukaryota; Viridiplantae; Streptophyta; Magnoliopsida; Caryophyllales; Amaranthaceae.
CAGUAGUUUCUAUAUAUUUCAGUUCCAAUCUGCAGGUACAAGCUUGUCUUCUCCUUGUAUUGUUCUCUCCAUCCUCCUUUUGCAAAAAAGGAAAACAAAAAUCUUAAAUAUUUCUUCAUCACAAAAUUAAGAUCAAAAUAAGCCAAAAUGGCACCAGUAAGUCUACCUCCAGGAUUCAGGUUUCACCCUACAGAUGAAGAAUUAGUUGCUUAUUACCUAGAUAGAAAGAUCACUGGCCGUAAAAUCGACCUCGAAAUCAUUCCUGAAAUCGAUCUUUAUAAGUGUGAGCCUUGGGAUUUACCAGAUAAGUCGUUUUUGCCGGGGAAGGAUUUGGAGUGGUACUUCUUCAGUCCAAGAGAUAGGAAGUAUCCAAACGGAUCAAGGACAAAUAGGGCUACUAAGACAGGAUAUUGGAAGGCAACAGGUAAAGAUAGAUUAGUACAAUCUCAGAAGAUAGAAAUAGGGAUGAAGAAGACAUUGGUUUAUUACAAAGGAAGAGCUCCUCAUGGAAUUAGGACUAAUUGGAUUAUGCAUGAGUAUCGUCUUCUUCAAUCUCUUAAGGAUUCCUACGCACUUUGCCGUGUUUUUAAGAAGUCAAUGCAAAAUAAUCCACGGAUGAAAGUAGCAAUGGGCGACAUUAUGAUUCCAGAUAAUGAAUGUACAGACGAAGAGCAACAAGUAGAUGAUGAUAUAAAUACAAAUAAUGGCUUUGAAAAUUCUCAAAUAAAUAGGGAAAUUAAUCAAUAUGAAGUGAACUUAUUAAGACAUAAUAAUGAAAGAAUUAGGUGCAAUAAGUUACCGUCAGAGGCUUCUUCGGAGCUUACUAAUCAAGAAGCAACACCUACAGGAAGUGCUGUAAGCACUGAUCAAGACCAACAAACCCCAUUGUUUGCUGCCACAGAUGAAGCCAAUAGUUCAGCCCAUUUCUACCCAUUUGAUUUUGACUACUCGUCAAAUCUAAUCCAGGAUAUGCAAAUGGCUGAUAAUUGUUUUAAUUAUUUGCCACCAUUGACAAUGGACGAUUAUUUUCCACAAAUGAAUUUAUCGGAGACAACAAUAACGAAGUCUAUAGAUCAUCAUCAACAGAGCAAUUUGGGGUGUGACAAAUUCAAGGAUUAUGUGAAAGGAGCAGUCAUGUUUGAAGAUAUAUUUGAUCUUUGCUCAACCCGUGGGACUUCUAUAAAUCUUCCUCUAGCAGACUAAUCAUCAUAUCAUAUAAAGCCUUAUAAUAUAAUAUAUCACAUAUAUUUAACAUAAAAUUGAUUUUACAAUCAUAAAAUGACCCCAAAAAAUGAAAAGGUGGAUUAUUUUUGUUAUCCACAUGACAGGUUGGUGGGGUUCAUAUAUACACUUGAUGCCCAGAAAAAAAGAAUGGGCAUUCUUUUUUAAAAAAUAUCCUUUUUUUUUUUAAUUUUGUUCUUUUGAUGUAUAAGAAAGGUAUUUUGUCAUGCUCCCAAACAGCGCAUAAGAAAGGAGGAUAGGGAAAGCCAUGGUCAAGAUAUUUGGUAACCAUUUUUUUUUCUUUUUAUCUUUAGCUUGACUAAUUAGUUGUAUCAUUAUUUGGUUCUUAUCUUAUUUUUGUAUGUGAAGUUUUAUUUUUCAUAAUAGUGGUUGCGAAUUUACUGAUUUUAAUUCGUUUAUUUUAUUAGACAGUGCUCGUGCAAUACACAACUUAAUUAGAUUUUUUUGACAUAUUUGUAUGUUUGAGAAUAUAAAUUUUACAUCAUACUUUGCAUUGUGUGCAGAAAUGAUUGUAUACAUUAAAUACACAACAUGAUUCGUAUCAUACUUUGCAUUGUGCGCAGUGAUGAUUGUAUAAAUUUUGAUUAUGACAAAUAAAUCACAACAAAAGAUAAAAAUU